Molecule: messenger RNA, 3404 nt
Organism: Chlamydomonas reinhardtii
Lineage: Eukaryota; Viridiplantae; Chlorophyta; Chlorophyceae; Chlamydomonadales; Chlamydomonadaceae
Exons: 12
Coding region: 227-1942 (571 amino acids)
Biological process (GO): nucleoside transmembrane transport
Cellular component (GO): plasma membrane
Molecular function (GO): nucleoside transmembrane transporter activity
Source: RefSeq, a predicted model, not a curated record
CUUCGGUUGCAGUCAACUCACGCAACAGCGCCUGUCACUGUCAGUUAGCUUGGGCAACGUCUUUUGAAGCAAACUUUAUUGCAAGUACUCCAGCACUGAUCAACAGGACGUUCAGCAUUCAGAAAUGCGGGCCGCAGGCAGGGCGGUAGAAGGGUGUCGAAUGGCUGAAGCACGCUGAGGAUUUCUCAUUGUGGAGUGGACAUACUGGCGUAAGCAAGGAGCAAAGAUGGGCCUGAAGCUGCCUAGCUUGGCACCACUGUGCUUCUUUCUCAUUUCGGUAUCCUACAAACUCGCAUUUACAGCCAUCUCUUCGCUCUUGAGCCAGUACAGCAACCAAUAUGGCCCAGACAUCCUCCUCCAACUCAACGUGGCUUACUUCUUCCCUAGCAUCCCGGUCCUCAUGCUGCAGACGGCCUUCAAUGACCGGAUGGACCGGCGCCUGGGGCUGCCGGGCGGGGCGCUCCUUCGCUUCCUGGUCGGACUGGGCGGACUGGUGGCGCUGACCCACAACUUCCCGCAGCUCACAGCUAACUCGGAGAAGGCGCUGCUCACUGCCACGGUGCUGGUGGGCGUGUCGUACGGCGUGGCGUUCGGCACGUCAUACCAGAUCGCCAGCAAGUUCCCCAGCGGGGCCACCGUGGCGCUCACCACGGGCUUUGUGAGUAGCGGGCCCGUGGUUCUGCUGAUGGACCUGCUGCUCAAGGACGGCCCCUUCUACUCGGAGGCGGCACUGGCGCAGCUGUUCAGGUGGGUGUCGGUGGUGACCUCCGGCGGUCUGGUGGCGGCGCUCCUGCUGGUGCUGGGCAGCUGGCGCAUGCUGGCGGCCAGCGGACCCGGAGGCGGCGGCGGCGGCGGCGGCGGCGGCGGCAGGACCGUGGAGCUGCGCGUCAGCGGCUCCCACCACCACCACCCGCCGCCGCCGCACCGCGCGCCCUCCUACGGCGCCUCCCACUACGCCUCCUCCUCCGUGUCCACCGCCACCGCCUCCGGGGCGCACAUGCGCCACCAGGGCGGCGCGCCCAACGGGGCCUACUCCUCCUCCUCGGCGGCGGCGGUGCCGGGCGCGGCGGGGCCAGGCGGCAGUGCCAAUGGGCAUUUCGCCGCCGGCUCGCACCUCCGCGAUGGGCACGGGUACGGCCACCACGCCCUAUUGCUGGACUUUGCGGAGAACGGCGGGCUGGGCAGGCACGGCGGCGGCGGCGGCGGCGUCGGCGGGCCCAGCGGCGGCGGCGCGGGAGGCGACUAUAGGGACUCGUACCGGGACCACGGGCCGCUGCACAGCUCGUCCUCACUGGGCGGCGGCUAUGGAGACGAGGUCGGGCUGGGCGGGUCGGCGGAUGAGAGCAAGGUGGCCAAGCGCGAGCUGCCGCUGCUGCGCCUCAUGGCGCGCAUCAGCCCGGCCGCACUGGCCAUCUCCGUGUCGGUGGGCACCUCCAUGCUCAUCUUCCCCUUCUUCACCUACAUGAGCUCCACGGGGCUGCUGGGCGUGCGCUUCGCACAGGUGCUGUUCUAUAUUCGGCUGGUGGGCGACAUCGCGGGCCGCAUGGUGCCCAAGCGGUUGCAGGUGACGAGUGUUCGCGGCCUGAUGUUCUGGGCGCUGGUGAAGCUGGCGCUGGUGCCGGUGCUGUUCGGCUGCAUCUUCACGCCGCGCCUCACGGGCGGCGACGUGACGGCCGUGGCGGUGGUGGCGCUGUUCUGGGUGCUCAGCGGCUACCUCAACACCUGCUCCUACCUGGUGGCGCCCACGCUGGUGCCGCCCAGCGCCAAGUCCCGCGCCUCCGGCCUCAUGACCGUGGCCUUCCAGUCCGCCUGCUUCGCCGCACUGCUGCUGGCCGCCGCCAUACAGCACCUCAGGCUGGGGGACGCGCUGGCGCAGAUGGUGGGCGCGGCGCCCGCGGCGGCGGCGGCGGGGCAGGCGGCGGCGGCGGCUUCGCCGCAUUGAUGGGCGUGGAAGGGGUGGAAGGGGCGGAUUUGCAGGUUGGAAGGUGGUAAUUGGAGAUGGGGGUGGGUGCGGCGCCGGCGCCGGCGGCGGCGGGGCAGGCGGUGGUGGCGGUGGCGGUGGCACAUUGAUGGGGGUGGGGUGGAGAGCGGCCGGGGCUUCAGCCGGCAGGAGUGCGGUGCUCUGUUAGAAUCGGGAAUGGAGGCAAACGGAACUGCGGUGCACGGGGUGAUGGUCACGGGGUAUCGGUAGUGGGGUUGCGGUGCGUGUGCCUCGUGCCAAAAUACUGCAGAGGCUACCCCCACGGGCCACUGCCCGGAGUGAACACACCUGACACCGGGCCACUGCCGCUGCUCUUAUGGAGACAUCGCAUGCGCGGGGUUGCUGCACUGUGUGUGUGUGUGUGUGUGUGUGUGUGUGUGUGUGUGUGUGUGUGUGUGUGUGUGUGUGUGUGUGUGUGUGUGUGUGUGUGUGUGUGUGUGUGUGUGUGUGUGUGUGUGUGUGUGUGUGUGUGUGUGUGUGUGUUAAAAACGAAACGAAAGCCCGCCCAGACGACGCUGUGUCUGUGUGUGUGCGUGUGUGUGUGUGUAUGUGCGUGUGUCUGUGCGUGCAUGUUUCAAGUCUUUGUGAGAUGGCCUUUGUAAAGCUACCGUAUAACGCUGACGGAUGCGGAUGUAGGACAGGGAGCGUUGGGGCUGUCCCGGCCGCCCCUGAGGUGAGGGGGGAAGUGGCGGUGCUGGGUUUCCAUCUGACAGGAUUGGAAGAUUUGGAAGACGCUGCCACAUUACAGGCAGUGCGGGCAUGCAUGUGUACACACGCUGCCUGCUGCAUAUGACGGCUGCCUGGCAGUGCUCGUGCCGUAUCUUCAAUCUACUGGAAAUUUGUCCCAAAUCCACCGAAAGAGGAGAAUGUUUUGGGGAUUUUGGGCCGCGCAGCUAAGGAGUGUCAACGUUUCAGCACAGCUUUGGCGGUAUCUUGAGGGUCAUCUAUGCUCUGUAGACGCCGCGGGCCUGAGGGCAUCUACAAGAUACGGCGGGCACUGCUGCUGCACAUGACGGCACGUUCACAGUGCAUAACAAUGUACCCGAACCAAAAAGUGUAUUCAGGGCAAUGUCUAGCUCAGACAAUAACGGCCGGCUGGCCGCCGUCUUUUGCCUGGGAAUAGGGCGGGUUGGGGGCUUUCCCAUAGGAAUUCCAGGGGAGGGGUGGACAGCUUAGGUUUUGACCCCAUGCUCAAAACUACAGAGUUUCAAGAGAGCAUUGCGCACGAACUUUCUGGGGUCCGUCGGGUUUUGGGAGCCUCUCCUGGCGGACUUCGGGAAGCGCCCCACAAGCAGAACUAGGGACGCAGCAGUACGAGGCUCAUAUGUGCACGUUAUGACGUAAGAAGCACAAAUAAAGCGUUGGACGGCCAAGUUGCGCGUCCGGGCGUGGAAAUGUGGGGAUUUGUCUCCACAUUUCACAC